Molecule: messenger RNA, 1868 nt
Organism: Vitis riparia (riverbank grape)
Lineage: Eukaryota; Viridiplantae; Streptophyta; Magnoliopsida; Vitales; Vitaceae
Product: isoflavone reductase homolog
Exons: 6
Coding region: 831-1841 (336 amino acids)
Molecular function (GO): oxidoreductase activity
Source: RefSeq, a predicted model, not a curated record
UGAUUAUGUAGAUCCAACUUUCAAUUCAAUGUGGUUCAUUCUACUAGAAUAGAAUUCUUGGAUGCUCAUUCUUAUGGAAUGCUAUUGACUUCAUUUGAUUCCAUGUAGAACCAGUUUUAUUUGGUAAGAAAGGUGAGCCAAAAUACAAAGGAUUUGAAAGAGGAACAGACAUCUCUGAGAGAAUUCAAUCUUUCUUUAGGUAGCCAUUAUCUUUUAGGGUUUGGGAAUUGGUAUUCCAUGUGGUGAUCCGUGCUUUGCCUGCUGCCAUAGGGAUUUAUCUUCAUCCUCUGUUCUAUAUUUUUUGGGCUCUAUUUCCUUUGUUGACUGUUGCAUGUGUGAUUCCGUUGUGGAGAUUAUCAUGUUUUAUUUUUUGUAGGGGCACAGUGAAGUUUGAAAUAUAUGUAUACAUAUAAGCGUUUGCUUCGUAGACAAAUAAGAAUUUUUUUUUUUUUCUGAUUUUUCAAAAUAAGUUUUGAUUUUAUUUCAAAAUAAUGGGUGUUAGUUUAAAAGGGAGGAUAGAUGUGCCAAACAGAGGCACAAUUCAUGGCAAUUCAGGCAGAGCUUUAUGAGAGGGUGUGUAGACAUACAGUGAUAGAGCAGGAAAAGGCUUGCAUAUGGGAUUAUUUCAAUAAGUGGAAACAAACAAUAUCGGUUGCUUCAAACCAAACUCUCGAGGAAUCUAACUUGCAAAUGGACCAAGUUAUACGGUCAAAUAAAUAAAUCUUGGCCUUGAUUGAUGGUGGGGUCUAUGUUCUAACCCAAGUAAAAAGGAAAAACCAUUGGUUGUGAGUUGUGAGAGUGGAAGGCAGAAUAAGAGUAGAGAAGAGAAGAUGGAAAAGAGCAAGGUUCUUGUAGUGGGUGGAACAGGCUACAUUGGAAGGAGGAUGGUGAAGGCAAGCUUAGCCCAAGGCCAUCCCACCUUCGUCCUUCAAAGCCCCGAAAUCGGUCUGGACAUCGAGAAACUGCAGAUGCUGCUGUCCUUCAAGGCCAAAGGGGCCACGCUUGUGGAGGGCUCCUUUGCAGAUCAUAAGAGUCUGGUGGAAGCAGUGAAGAAAGUAAAUGUGGUGAUCUGCACCAUAUCUGGGUCUCAUUCCAGGUCUCACAACAUUUUGUUUCAGCUCAAACUUGUUGAGGCCAUCAAAGAAGCUGGAAACAUUAAGCGAUUCUUGCCUUCAGAGUUUGGAAUGGACCCAUCAAGGAUGGCAGAUGCACUUGAACCAGGAAGAGUAACAUUUGAUGAGAAGAUGAUUGUGAGGAAGGCCAUAGAAGAAGCCAACAUCCCCCACACUUACGUGUCUUCCAACUGCUUUGCAGGUUACUUUGUUCCGAGCCUAGGUCAGUUGGGUGUUCUCACCCCUCCAAAGGAAAAGGUUUGUCUAUAUGGAGAUGGCAAUGUCAAAGCGGUUUUUGUGGAUGAAUAUGAUAUUGCAACAUACACAAUCAAAACAAUAGAUGAUCCUCGUACAUUGAACAAGACAGUUUACAUUAGGCCGCCAGAAAACAUUCUCUCCCAGAGGCAAUUAGUUGAGAUAUGGGAAAAGCUCACGGGGAAGAAACUGGACAAGUUCAGCAUCUCCAAAGAAGACUUUCUAGCUUCUAUGGAAGGUAAGGACUUUGCAUUACAAGUUGGGGUAGCACAUUUCUGUCACAUUUACUACGAGGGUUGUUUGACGAACUUUGAGAUUGGAGAAGAGGGAGAAGAAGCUGCAACGCUCUAUCCGGAGGUCAAUUACAAGCGAAUGGAUGAAUACCUGAAGCUUUAUGUGUGUAAGAAGUGUACAUGUCUACCAAGCUUAUCAUAUGAUGAUGUAAUAAAAUUUAAGAUUUCUUUUCAGUCAUAAAAGUUUAUGACUAUAUUGUCACCCCUA